This is a messenger RNA of Oldenlandia corymbosa var. corymbosa, 3069 nucleotides long. The record is from the annotation of a GenBank genome assembly. Lineage: Eukaryota; Viridiplantae; Streptophyta; Magnoliopsida; Gentianales; Rubiaceae.
AUGGAAACCGGAAGAGUGGUGGUAGAGAAAGUAGGAGGGAAGUCAACCGUUACUUCCUCCUUCUCAAAGUACCCUCUUAAAUUCAUCAUUCCACUGAAGGUGGGUCCUUCUCAAACAGAUGUUGUAUGGAUUUACACCAUCACGUAUGGCGGAGGCAUUGUCUCUGGAGACUCUAUACUGUGUGAUAUUACAGUUGGUGAUGGUUGUACAACAGUUUUGACGACUCAGGCUUCAACAAAGGUUUACAAGUCUGUAGGCUCGAAGUGUUCUGAGCAAGUCUUGGAGGCAAGAGUUGGAAGCAAUUCCCUUUUGGCGGUGAUACCAGAUCCCGUGACAUGCUUUUCCACAGCAAAGUAUUGUCAAAAGCAAGUUUUUAGAGUCUCGUCUGACUCCAACUUGUUGGUUGUUGAUUGGAUAACUAGUGGUCGUCUUGGAAGAGGUGAAAAAUGGGAUUUCACCUUUUACAAGAGCACCAACCAUAUCUUCUCAGAAGCUGAUGAGCCUUUGUUUCUCGAUACAAUAUUGCUUGAACAAGAAAAAUCUAGUAGUGUUGCUGAGAGGAUGCAAGAAUAUCAAGUGAUUGCAAUGAUUGUACUUUUGGGGCCAAGGAUGAAGUUUGUUCAAAAUCAAAUUCAGGAAAAUGUAAAAAGUUUGAUGUCUCAGCAGCUACUUGCUCCUUUAAGUAGCUCUGGAAAUUACGGCAAUGUGCAUAAUGAUCAUUGCUUAGCUAAACCCAGCUUUAUUGUCUCCAGCAGUGUCUUUGGUCGAGAUGGGACAGGGGUUGUUGUUCGAAUUGCUGCUACCACAACUGAGGCAGUUUAUUGUUUUCUUCAAAGUCAGUUGUCUGGACUGGAGCCGUUACUCGGAGUGGAAGGGACUUCGGAGAACAGUGAACAAAGAGGUGAGGGCAGUCAUCAAGAAAGCGAUGGUGAGGAGGUCUUUCAGUUUGGAAGUAAUGACCUUGAAGAUGACAAUAACCAAGUUCUUACACUUGAAAACAGUGAUCUCGCGCAAACUACUGAAAAUUUGCUUGGGAUUGAAAGCAAUGAUUUCGUGAAUGAUAAUGAGCACUUGAUUGACUUCGAAAGAAAUGACCAUGAUCAUAACAGUGGCCAAAUUUCUGAGAUCGUCAGAGAUGGAGAUACAGUAGCGCAUAGCGGAAAUGUUCUUUCUACAGGAGAGGUUUAUCCUUCACCAAUGGUUGGGAUGGAAUUCAAAUCCUAUGAUGAUGCCUAUAAUUAUUACAAUAGCCAUGCCAAAGCACUUGGAUUUGCCAUCAGGGUAAAAUCUUCAUGGACAAAACGGAACAGCAAAGAGAAACGUGGUGCAGUUCUCUGUUGCAAUUGUGAAGGUUUCAAACCGGUGAAAGAAGCAAGCAACAGAAGAAAAGAAACAAGAACGGGGUGUCUAGCCAUGUUGAGAGUGAGGUUAUUGGAAUCAAGUAGAUGGAGGGUGGAUGAGGUUAAUCUUGAACAUAACCACUCGUUUGAUCCUGUGAAGGCACAAAACUCUAAAUCCCACAAGAAGAUGGAUUCAGGGACCAAAAGAAACUUAGAACCAUCUAAUGAUGUGGAAGUUCAGACAAUCAAGUUGUACCGUACUGUUGUUAAUGAUACAGUGGGAGAUGUUAGCCCUAAUGAAGGAGAUCUAAGCAAUCAUGUUGAUCAGCCAAGGCAUAUAAAGUUUCGGAAAGGUGAAGUUGAACAUAUCAAUAAAUUCGUUUGUAGAUUGCAGUUGACGAACCCGAACUUUUUCUAUGUUAUGGAUCUGAAUGACGAAGGGCACUUAAGAAAUGUAUUUUGGGUCGACUCCUGGUCCAGGUGUGCUUACACUUACUUCGGUGAUGUUGUAGUAAUUGAGACAGUAUGCCUGUCAGAAGAAUAUGAGAUUCGUCUUUUGGUCAUUACUGGUGUAAAUCACCAUGGCCAAUCUAUCUUGUUAGCUUGUGCUUUGCUUGUAGAUGAGUCUGUAGAGACUUACAUUUGGUUGUUGAGAGCAUGGCUUUCAUGUAUGUUGGGACGUCCUCCGCAGACAGUUAUAACAGACGGCGGCAAGGGCUUACAAAGUGCAAUAGCAGAGGUAUUCCCACGGGCUCACCAUCGCCUUUGUUUGCCCCUUGUAAUGCGAAGUAUUCUUGAGAAAUUAGGGGAAUUGGGAAGAUCAGAAGUCUUCCACACCAUACUUGCUAGAACAGUAAACAAUUCUCUGAAAGUUGAUGAAUUUGAAAGGGCCUGGGUGGAGAUGGUCCAGCACUUUGGACUCAACAACCAUGAGUGGCUUCAGAGUUUAUUUGAUGAAAGAGAACGAUGGGCUCCAGUAUACUCGAAAGAUACUUUUUUCGCUGGACUCCUUACUUUUCAGCCAGGAGAGCGUUUGAAUACUUUCUUCAAUGGUUAUGUGCAGAUUGACACGACCCUGAAGGAAUUUUUUGGUGUUUAUGAAUCAGUUUUGCAACAAAAGCGUCAGAAGGAAGCUCUUGAUGAUAUGGAAUCAAGAGAUUAUAGCCCCAUUUUGAGAACAAGGAGCAAUUAUGAGCUGCAGCUGGCAGAAGUGUACACAAAGGAAAUAUUUCUGAGGUUUCAAGGUGAGUUAGAACUGAUGUCCAACUGCUUCUGCUUGACACAAGUUCAUGCCAAUGGCCCAAUUAUCACAUACAUGAUCAAGGAGCGCGCUGCUGAUGGAGAUAUGAACAACUCAAGAAGCUUUGAAGUAAUUUACGACAAAUCAGGAAUAGAAGUUCGAUGCAUUUGCUGCUGCUUCAACUUCAGAGGUUAUCUGUGCAGGCAUGCUUUGAGCAUUCUUGCCUUCAGCGGCGUUGAUGAUAUCCCAAGCCAGUAUAUCCUGUCUCGGUGGAGAAAGGAUUUGAAACGCUGGUAUGCUCCUGAAAUCGGCUCCCACAGUGUUGAUAUUACAAACCCUCUUCAAUGGUUUGAUCACUUGUAUAGACGAGCCAUGCAAGUUGUUGAGGAAGGGAUCACAUCUCAAGAUCACUAUAUGGUUGCUUGGGAAGCGUUCAAGGAGUCUCUAAAUAAGGUUCGUCUUGUAGGAGACAAACAUGUCUUACAAUAA